Cyprinodon tularosa is the source of this 4514-nucleotide messenger RNA. RefSeq names its product nuclear factor 1 C-type-like. Lineage: Eukaryota; Metazoa; Chordata; Actinopteri; Cyprinodontiformes; Cyprinodontidae. Gene Ontology annotation, cellular component: nucleus. The record is from RefSeq and is a predicted model, not a curated record. Gene Ontology annotation, biological process: regulation of transcription by RNA polymerase II. Gene Ontology annotation, molecular function: RNA polymerase II cis-regulatory region sequence-specific DNA binding; DNA-binding transcription factor activity, RNA polymerase II-specific.
AGGGGGGAGAGGAGGGGGAGGAGGAAUUCUGACGCGGGACGUUUGCGGAGCUCCGCGGAUUGUUGUCUCCAGCUGCUCCUGAUGAUGGGAACCAGGAAUGAUCCGGAGCGGCUCCUCAGGAUGGGCAGAGAUCAGCUUUAACUUCAGCUGCUGGGACAUGGAUGAGUUCCAUCCGUUCAUCGAGGCUCUGCUGCCCCAGGUCCGUGCCUUUGCCUACACAUGGUUCAACCUCCAGGCCAGGAAGAGGAAGUACUUCAAAAAGCAUGAGAAGAGGAUGACGAAAGAGGAAGAGAGAGCUGUUAAAGACGAAUUACUGGGAGAAAAAGCAGAGGUGAAACAGAAGUGGGCCAGUCGUCUUUUGGCCAAACUAAGAAAAGACAUCAGACCUGAAUGCAGAGAGGACUUUGUCCUGUCCAUCACUGGGAAGAAGGCUGCGUGCUGCGUCCUGUCCAAUCCGGACCAGAAGGGCAAAAUGAGGCGAAUAGACUGCCUGCGACAAGCUGACAAGGUGUGGAGGUUGGACCUGGUGAUGGUGAUCCUCUUCAAAGGAAUCCCUCUAGAAAGCACAGAUGGAGAGCGCCUGGUAAAGGGGGGGCAGUGCUCCAACCCUGUUCUCUGCGUUCAGCCGCGACACAUCUCCGUCUCUGUGAAGGAGCUCGACCUCUACCUCGCUUUCUAUGUGCAGGAGAAAGAAGCGGAGCAGAGCAGCAGUCCCAGCCGGACUGGAGUCGGUUCUGAUCAGGAGGACAGUCGGACCGCCGCCAUAGAUGGUCCAGAGUUCCAGGAAAGCUUUGUGACUUCAGGAGUUUUCAGUGUCCCUGAGUUGGUCCAUGUCUCCAGAGCUCCAGUGGUUACAGGAGUGGGAACUGGUUUCUCUAUUGGGGAGCUUCAAGGUCAUCUGGCCUACGACCUGAAUCAGUCCAUCAACCAUCCAGUCAGCCUGCGGCGCUCGCUGGCCAGCACGUCCUCCAGUGGGAAUAAACGCCUUAAGUCCGGCUCUGUGGAGGAGGAAGCUGACAGUCCAGGAGGGGAGUACUACCACUCACCUGCUUCUCCUGCCAGCAGCUCCAGGAACUGGCCCGAUGACUUGGAAGGAGGUUUGUCUCCCCCGGUGAAGAAGGCGGAGCUGGACAGCCCCUCCCCACAGGAGGGCUCACCAAGAAUGGGGUCCUUCACGCAGCACCACCGUCCAGUCAUAGCCGUGCACAGCGGCCUCUCUCGGUGUCCUCAUCCCUCCUCAUCCAUCCACUUUCCAUCUUCUUCCUACUUUGCCCACGGAGCGAUCCGCUACCCCCCCCACCUGACCCAGGACCCCCUGAAGGACCUGGUCUCCAUGGCCUGUGAUCCUGCAAACCAAUCCCCAAACUCUCUGAACGGCAGCACUCAGGUCAAAGUGUCCAGCCAUUAUAUCUCCUCCCAGAUGUUAGCUCCUCCUGGACCAGCAGCCUCCCUCCCCAGACCAGCAGCUCCCACAGAGUCUAAAGCUUCUACCUCCUCCUCUGAUGGGGGGGCCAACUCCCCUACAUCUCCCACAUACUCCGCCCCUGGGACCCCCCCUGCCAGUCGGUCUUCCUUCGUGGGAAUCAACCCUCGGGACCCGGGAGGACUUUACCAAACCCAGUCUUGGUAUCUUGGCAACUAAAGGAACGUUUGCAGAAAGCUGAUGAUCCUGACAUCAUCUCCGGGAGGAAAGGAAACAACCUGACCAAGACUUUAUCAGAUGGAAAAUAUCUUCAGUUUGAUUAGAGAAUGACAGAAACAUCAAGAUAUGUGAAUCUAUCUUGAUCUUCAUAGCAGGAGACCCACCUAGAGGCAACGCCACGGAUGCUGCUCGGCCUCCAGCACCGCCUGAAUGACCUCUGCUUUAUAAUACUGCAUAGUUACAAAGACAGCUUCUGGGGUUUUUUAUGACAGCUGUGGGUUGGUGUAGAUGUGUGAGCGGCUUCUGGAAGCAGGAAGACUUUGUACGGUCUGUGGUUCCUGAGAAGCUUUUAAACCAGCUGCAUCCCACGGAUGGACCCUGUUGUCCCAGGAUCUGUCAGCCUUUAUCCAGCGGUCUGCUUUAAACCCCUCAUCCAUGCAGGUGCUGCUUUUGAUAUAUGCAAACAAGCCUCCAUUGGUUCCAGACUGGCUCGAAUGUUUCUAUGUGUGUUUGUUUGCACUUUAGCCAUUUUUGAGAUAAGCUGACUUUUUUUUUUUUUAUCACCGACCCAAAGACAGAAGCUUUCUCUUUAUUUCAUCAAACUGAAACUAGCGAGUCGCUUUGCAAGAUGUUUGAAAACAGGAAGAGAAAUCAGAUUUCUCUCCUUGCCCCGACACAAGCACUUUCAUCUACAGAAGGGUGUAAAACACAAGCUGGAGAUGUUUGUUCCUGAAUCAGGCUAAAGCCAUGGUUCUGCUCCAUAGUUCUGAUUAGUGCGUAGUAACCCCUGCUGCUCAGUAUUAGGUCUGUUAACAGAUCACUGCUCUGUCCUGAGGAGAUGUUUGGAGCAGAAAGCCUCAUACUGACCUUCCUCUUUCACAUCCAUUCAUAUUAUGGGAUGGCCAAGCCUGACCGGCCUGAGGAGAGCAGAGAGCUGCUCCUCUGGAGAAACUCCCCACAGGUUCUGGUUCUGUAUGCGUUGGCUCACCUUAGCCGACUGGCUUAUUGAAUAUAGAAGUAUCAUCAGCAUAUGAUGAGAUCCAGACAAUAAUCCCAGUUUGUCUUCAUACAAAAAAGACUCAAAUCCAUGUUCUGUUAAAACCCAAAUCAAAGCAAUAUUCUGAAUAUGCAACAAUAAGGCCUUUUUAAUGUGGGAACCUCCAUCACUUUGAUUGGUUGCUCUGAAAACCGAAGCAUGAAGAGACGCUGGUUCAGGACCGGCGGGAUCUGAACCCUCUUUGCGUCCCUAAGAAGAGACGCUAAUGGAAGCAUUAGCUUCAUGCACUUGCUUCUGCUCUAGAGGCGAAUCAAACGCUCGUCCAAUCAGAUCUCCUCCUCCUCCCCUUUGAUCCCGGCCUCCGCAGACGUUAGCUUUGCUCUGAAUGUUUUACUUCAUGGUCACCUUCUUGUGCUGGAUACCAAAAAUAUGAUUGGUCCACAUCAGAACCUGGGGCGUGUUGUACAUUCUACCCGUUACUGUUCUAGGCUGCAGCAGCGCGUCUAUGUCCACCUUAAGCAGCAAACUAACGAGUAUGUGACGUGGGUUAGAUUGCGCCGCAGCUCCUCUCAGGCCUUCUCUUCCUCUGAGCUGCUUAAAGUGGAUUUUAUGUCUGAACCUGCAUGUUUUCUUCACUGCUCAUCAUUGAAGACAGUGAAGCGCUUUGUCCUUAGUAUAUGCAACCGCUGUUACCUAGCAACCCCAACCGGUUCCCCUCCCACACAGAAGUAGCCUUAAUUAACAGACUCCACUCCUCUAGUGGAUCCCUUCCUGCAUGUUUGAGAUGUUCUCCAGGUUCCACACAUGACUGCUUCAUUUCCAGAGGAACACUAAAUCAGCAGAGCUUGCUCAUGGACACGUGGAGAACAUCCAUCUGCAGGAUCACAGGCGCUACGGCGUUCAUGUAUCUUUUUUAGUGGGCGUGUUGUUGGUGACACAAGGACUGCUCUGUGAAUGUUAAGAUGCCUGAAGGUUUGGCUCCGCCCAUUAAAAUGAGAAGACUGUUCUGGGUGGAAGAAGAAAGAGGAGGUUCUAAGCCAUGGAGGUAAUAAUCAGAAUCAACUAAUAAUGAUCAAACUAAAUCUUAGUGCACCUUGUAGCCAUUUUCUUUUAAUCUGGUUGAUUUGUAUAAAGAUGAUCUGCCUUCCUGCUGCAUCGGUUUUAUUCAUAUAUUCCUCCCACGGCUAAUGUUGCUUUCCUCCAGCCUGCCAACGAUGACGAUGGUCUGCAUGCGCUGAGAGAAAAUGAUCUGCAGACUGAAGGCACAGAAAACGCCGCAACGCCCUCUGCAGUCAGCAGAGGGAGCUAAAGAGCUCAUGGUGAUACAGGGAGGCGCGGUGGAAACUAAAGAACAGUUCAGUUAUUUAUCGUGUCCUUGGAUCACGGCAGGUUGUCUGGUUCAGAUCCUUACGAUCAUCAAGAUCAAUAAUAUGGUCGUUAUUACGAUGACUGUCUCCCAUUGGCUGGACUGGGACUGAAUGACUGGUUUGUCCUAAAUUGACCGACAGUUUCUCCUCCUGGAUCAGUUUCCAGGAAUCAGACUAAAGGUUACAACAUCUCUGGACCCCGUCUCCAUGGAGACAUGGAUGCACGGUACCAACCGGACCCAGACCCACUCAGACUGCUGGUUGAUGCACGGUACCAACCGGACCCAGACCCACUCAGACUGCUGGCUGAUGCACGGUACCAACCGGACCCAGACCCACUCAGACUGCUGGCUGAUGCACGGUACCAACCGGACCCAGACCCACUCAGACUGCUGGUUGAUGCACGGUACCAACCGGACCCAGACCCACUCAGACUGCUGGCUGAUGCACGGUACCAACCGGACCCAGACCCACUCAGACUGCUGGUUGAUGCACGGUACCAACCGGA